Messenger RNA from Pogona vitticeps (central bearded dragon), 2406 nucleotides. Lineage: Eukaryota; Metazoa; Chordata; Lepidosauria; Squamata; Agamidae. The record is from RefSeq and is a predicted model, not a curated record.
UAAAAGAUUCUGGGGCACCUAGGGAGGUGAUGGGGGAGAAUGCUGCUCUUCAAGAAUCCUGACACAGCCCCCAAGGGUGCGUGUGCCACUGCCUAUGCUUAGCUGCGAAACGUGAAGUCACUCAUUCCUUGCACCAGAAACUCUGGCUUGCAGGCUUCGGCAGCCACGUCCCCACCUGCUCGGUUCCCUCGUCUGUGCAGUACAGCAGAUCACGGAAAGGGGAACGCUCCCUUUAUUCUGGAUGCUAGCUGCCUCAACGCCCCCCCCAAAGCCCGUUAGAAGCAGCCUUGGAAUCCUACGUGACCUCGAACGGUGGUGACCUCGCAGCCAUGCAGCACAAUAUCAUUGUUGCACCCCCACCGCCAUCUCUUCCGGGGGCCAUGAGGAUUUCGUGGGUUAUGCUGAUCAUUCUAAGUUGUUUCAGCUUUCUGUCGAGCUCCGUUAACCUCACCCUGCCCUCCUUCUCUCCAGCUUCUUGACCUGUCCUAGAAGACAAGCUGUUGUCCAGAGAAAGACCCAGGACCAUCCUCAGCAUCACCUCCAGGCGAUGCUGGGAGAGGACCCCGCUCGCUUUCCUGUGCAGGGAAUCCGGAGCAGGUGACGGCGAUGCCCCAGAAAGGAAAGAACUGGAGGUCCAUGUGUAAGGGGCUGGUCCUGGGGACUCUGCUGACCAGCUUCAUGCUUCUCCUCUACUCCUACGCCAUGCCGCCCUUACAAGUCAGCAUGACCGAGGUUCCCAUUCCCUAUUCCUGCUCUUCUUACCCCGCUCAGGCCCGGCUGCCGGUUUCAGGAAACGGGAGUCAUCAUCCACCUGGACAGAAGUGCCUCCCGAAGCUGGACAUUAUGUUCAUGAAGACUCACAAGACGGCAAGCAGCACCAUCCUCAACAUCCUUUUCCGCUUCGGGGAAAAGCACCGCCUGAAGUUCGCGUUCCCCAACGGACGCAAUGAUUUUUACUAUCCGUCCUUCUUCGAGCGAAGCCAAGUGCAGGACUACCAGCCAGGCAUGUGCUUCAACGUCAUUUGCAACCACAUGCGCUUUAAUUAUGAGGAAGUGCGCAAACUUCUGCCAGCAGACACCACCUUUGUGACCGUGCUGAGGGACCCUGCCUACCUCUUUGAGUCUUCUUUCCACUACUUUGGGCUCACCAUUCCCUUGACCUGGAAGUUGCCUGGCGAGGAUAAGCUGGCUGAAUUUCUGCGCGACCCUUUGCAUUAUUACGACCCCAGCGGAUUCAACGCUCACUACCUCCUGAACCUCCUUUUCUUUGACCUGGGCUACGACAAUAACAUGAACGCCGACAGCCCGCUGGUUGACCAGUAUAUCCGUGAGAUUGAUGACCGCUUCCAUCUGGUCAUGCUGUUGGAGUACUUUGAUGAAUCCUUGGUGCUUCUGAAGGACUUGCUUUGUUGGGAGCUAGAAGACAUCCUCUACUUCAAGCUCAACGCCCGGAAAGACUCCACCGUCUCGAAACUGACCGAGGAGCUUUACCAGAAAGCCACCGCCUGGAACCUCAUAGAUGCCAAACUCUACCGGUACUUCAAUGCCACCUUCUGGCACAAAGUGGACAUGUACGGGAGAGAGCGGAUGGCCCAGGACGUGGCCAGGCUCCACGAGGAGAAUGAGAAGAUGAGGAGCAUCUGCAUCGACGGGGGACGCCCUGUGGACGCCAACGCCAUCCAGGAGUCUGCCAUGCAACCUUGGCAGCCGCUGGGCGAGAAGUCCAUCUUGGGUUACAACCUGAAGAAGAAGAUUCACAAGAAGCACCGGAAGCUGUGCCGCAAAAUGCUGACCCCUGAGAUCCAGUACCUGACGGACUUGGGGGUCAAUCUCUGGAUCACCAAAUUAUGGAGCCGGGUACGGGAGUUUCUCAAGUGGUAGAAGGUGGCCACACUCCCUGUUCCUGCCGACCAUGCACUCCCCCCCUUACCCAAAGAAAGAUCCAGGUCCUUUCGCUUCAGUCCCCAUGCCCCGUUUGUCCUUAGGUUAGCUGGUUGGACACCUCUUUCAUUGCGCCAGCAGCCAAUGCAAGACAUGACUUGCCAAGGAGAAGGACUUCUGGUCCCUGGUGGCUGAGGAAGGAGAGGACCGGCAGGGUGGCUGGGUUGAGAACGAAAGACAGAUCUGCGAGUCGCCUGGUUAUCAGGGGCUUUUGUGGGAGGGAACACACAAGACUGAAGCAGAGAAGACACACACACACCGGUGUCGUCUGGAUUCCCAUUACUUGACCCCUCCCUGUUGCUUAAGGUAAAAUAGCUGAACAGACAGGAAGAGAAAACAGCCACAGGACCACCUUUGCCAUAACCAUUUAGAACUCUCUUCUCUGCCUCUGGACCUCAGUUUCAAGCUUUGAUCUGGGCAGAGACUGCAACAGACAAACUGCUGGCCGAUUUUCUUAAGCCCCAG